AUGGGCGGUAUAGUGGCAUUCCAAUGGGAACAGCAACAACUGACUGUGCUUCAGAACCGGGACAAUUGGGAAGCAAGGCAAGUUAUUUCAUAUGAUUUUAUUCGACAUUUUGGCUUACUUAAUUUUGCAUGCAUCAAUGCAUGUUGUAUUACGUUGGUAAUAAAAGCAGCGGCUUGGGAUGAGGACAACAAGAUUUUGGCCGGACGGUGUGAAGUGAACGGAGGGACAUGGUUUGGUGUUUCUAGAAAUGGCCGAGUUGCUUUUCUUGCGGACUCAGCAUUACUGUUCGACGGCCAUGACGUUACUGAUGUUUCCGGCGGAGGCGCCGAGUGGCUUCCUGUUCAGUUCGUGGAGAGCAAAAUGAGUCCAAAGAAGUUUGCUGAGGAACUGCAACGGAUUGAAAAGAAUAGUUGUAUGAACGGUGAUGAUGAAGAGGAUGAUUACGAAAUGGAUCCUGAUGAGAGAGGCCUGACCUAUAACCUAAUUGUGGCAGACAUAACUUCUAGCUCAAUGUAUUACAUCUGCAAACCCAUGGCAUUUAAGCCACGUGUCGAUAUAGAAAAAGUUGCAUUUGGUGUGCAUACCCUUUCUUCAGACGGACUCGAUAAUCCCGAAUCUCCCAAGGAUCUACGUCUGAAAGGCCUUUUUAAUGGGAUAAUUGUCGCUUAUAAAAACAAACAGCUACCACCAUUGAAGGAGCUUGCUGAGAGGCUUAUGUAUGAUCGAGUCCAAGCUGUCCAAGGAGACCAACUUUCCGCGUUGUUUGUCGAAAAAAUGGAUUUUCAACCUCUCACAGAAGAUGAUGAAAAGAAACGCUAUGGAACGACGAGCACCACAGCAUUCGCGGUGAAGCCCACUAAGGAGGUAGUGUUCUACGAGAGGCAUUUUGAGCCUGGCGGCGGAUGGACACACCACGACUUCACUUUCAACAUCACCGCCUAGUUAAACACUCAAGCACCCAUAUCCAAAUAUCUUAUAGCUAUGUUAAUUAAUAAUGUUGCUGAUGCUUUAAUUAAUUAAAUUAACCUUGUCGUCGAUCCAGGGAAUCCACGGUACUAGUCUAAAAAAAACUAAUAUGCUUCUUAUUAAAAUAAAUAAAUAAAACAAGAUUAUGUCUUCUUCU
Molecule: messenger RNA, 1123 nt
Organism: Thlaspi arvense
Lineage: Eukaryota; Viridiplantae; Streptophyta; Magnoliopsida; Brassicales; Brassicaceae
Source: the annotation of a GenBank genome assembly